This is a messenger RNA of Chelonia mydas (Green sea turtle), 6059 nucleotides long. RefSeq names its product serine/threonine kinase 24 (gene STK24). Lineage: Eukaryota; Metazoa; Chordata; Testudines; Cheloniidae. The transcript is spliced from 12 exons. Gene Ontology annotation, molecular function: protein kinase activity; ATP binding. Bases 1195 to 2706 code for a protein of 503 amino acids. The record is from RefSeq and is a predicted model, not a curated record. Gene Ontology annotation, biological process: protein phosphorylation.
AAAGUGAAUGACAAAUGCAAUUUAUCACAGAUACAAUUGUGCGUAUGUAUGUAUACAUCUAUAUCUGUAUAAAUAUCGACAGUGUCUGUAAUGGGUAUUGUUGAUAUCCCACACUGUUCUCUGCUACAUUUUAGUUUAGUAGUUUUUCUUUUGGUUGUGACUUCUUAAAGAUCUGCCACAAAAAUCUAGUGCAAAUUAAACAGGUCUUUUAGUAGUAAUGUUGUCUCAAUUUUUGUUUAACUGGCUUGGAUUGAGGCAUAGUUUUUGAAAAAGAAUCAGUAGCAUAUUUCUUAAUUGCAUAAUAAUAGUCUAAGUUUGUACGAAAGACAGAAAAUGGGGAGGACAGGGUGUGUGUAUAUGUUAGGAGAACUGUACUGAAUAAAAAUGAUUCCCUGCUUUUCUUUUUAGAAUUUAUCAAUUUCUGAAUUAAAUAAUUGAAACUCAUUUUACACCUGGUGAAAUAAUAUUUAACUCCUUGGCACUGGCUAAAUGCAUCUUCAUUAAGCAAAUAUUUUGCUAAUACAAUCGUUAAAAUGCAGCAGUCACUGCUAUCAUUAGGUGAAUUGUGUUCACCAGGACACAUCCCAAGAGUGUAGUUACCCCAAUUAAGGUGAAUUUAUAGUACUGUAAGUGAAAGGUGCAUCCCUUUUGUUGUAAAAACUUCCAAAAAUUAAUCUGGAAUUCACAAGAUCUUGUUUUCCAUGGAACAUAUUUAAUGGAGUAUUGUAGCUGUCAUCUUAAAAUUUGUAGUUGUACGAUAUCCCCAUUCACCUUGAAAAUUUUAUAAGAUGGCCAAAAUUUUGAUGGCGUUUUUUUUAUUUGUGAAGAGAUGGCAGCCCUAGAUAAUAGAUCGAAAUAUUUGAAAUGUCAUUUGUAGUUAACAUCUGCUUUUUAAAAAAUGAUAGUAAGACUAGAUGCAACUGAGUAGAGUUGACCACAAUUUAUUCUCUGCAUCCUGCUUCUGUCUUAAAUUUAAGUUUCCCACCUGCUGCAGGAAAUAAGUCCUUCCUGCAUGUAAUUGAAAGCAAAACUGUUGCAGACUGUAGGGGGGAGAAAGAAAGAAAGGCCACAAAACUUUGCUCUACAAAGUCUUUCUUGGAAGUAAUUGUUGCUGAUGCUGUUGAAACGAUCACUUCAAAGUAAAGAGAAAUGAUAUAUUGAAUUUGAAGGCUUGAGGCUUUACGACAGAUCUGCAUGAACUGGUUUCAUAUUGUGUCUAAAUAUGUGUCAGUGCUGCUGCCAAGAAAAUAUGUAUAUACACAGCUCUGUGAGGAAUGUAGUGAAGAUCAAAGCUGCUUGUGGAGAGCUGAACUGAAAUUCAACCAAGUCAAGAAUCUAAAAGCAGAUCCAGAAGAACUAUUUACAAAAUUGGAGAAAAUUGGCAAGGGCUCUUUUGGUGAGGUUUUUAAAGGAAUUGACAAUCGGACUCAGAAAGUGGUUGCUAUAAAAAUUAUUGAUCUCGAAGAAGCGGAAGAUGAAAUAGAGGACAUCCAACAAGAAAUCACAGUGCUGAGUCAGUGUGACAGUCCUUAUGUAACCAAAUAUUAUGGAUCCUAUUUAAAGGAUACAAAAUUAUGGAUAAUAAUGGAAUACCUUGGUGGAGGCUCUGCUCUUGAUCUAUUAGAGCCUGGCUGUCUCGAUGAAAUCCAGAUUGCUACAAUAUUAAGAGAGAUACUUAAAGGACUCGAUUACUUGCAUUCAGAAAAGAAAAUCCAUAGAGAUAUUAAGGCUGCCAAUGUUUUGCUAUCUGAACAAGGAGAGGUAAAAUUAGCAGACUUUGGAGUAGCAGGACAACUAACAGAUACACAGAUAAAGAGAAAUACUUUUGUGGGAACUCCAUUCUGGAUGGCACCUGAAGUAAUAAAACAGUCAGCAUAUGACUCAAAGUCCGAGAAAGCUUUUCUUUCAGUAAGGUUCUGGCACCUAAACUCCUCAGCAACUGGACAGAAGGAGGGCCCCUGGACAGAAGACUGGUUGCUGAUUCCUCAAAACCAUUUCAAACUUUGGGCAGACAUCUGGUCAUUAGGCAUAACAGCCAUAGAACUUGCAAAAGGAAAGCCACCGCAUUCAGCGUUGCAUCCGAUGAAGGUUUUGUUCCUCAUUCCAAAGAACAAUCCACCAACACUGGAAGAAAACUACAGUAAACCCCUCAAAGAAUUUGUUGAGGCCUGCUUGAACAAGGAGCCAAGCUUCAGACCGACAGCAAAGGAGCUCUUGAAACACAAAUUCAUAAUACGAAAUGCAAAGAAAACAUCCUACCUGGCAGAGCUCAUUGAUAGGCACAAGAGGUGGAAGUCUGAACAGAGCCAUGAUGACUCCAGCUCUGAAGAAUCGGAUGCUGAAACUGAUGGCCAGGCCACAGGUGGCCGUGAUUCAGGGGACUGGAUCUUUACAAUCAGAGAAAAAGACCCCAAGAAUGUAGAGAAUGGAGCAGCCCAGCCAGAGGAACAAGAAAGUAACAAGGAAAAAGAUACCCCCAGGCGUCCUUUGUCUCAGUGUUUAUCUGCAAUUAUAUCUCCUUUAUUUGUGGAGUUGAAAGAGAAAAGUCAGGUAUAUGGUGACAACAUGGGGUCCAUAGAAGAACUGAGAGAAGCUAUUUAUUUAGCUGAGGAGGCUUGUCCAGGCAUUUCAGAUACCAUGGUGUCGCAGCUUGUACAGAGGCUUCAGAGAUAUUCACUAACUGGAGGAAGUACUUCGUCUCACUGAACUAUUGAUUUUGAGUUUUUCAAAAUCAACAGGCCACCCUGUUGUGUCUGCAUUGAGGAAAGUGCUCUCUAAUGUUGAUCUACUGCUCAAUAAAUGGAGUGCUCUUCAGUGAAAGGACAUUCCUGAAUGUGCAACAGCAAAAAUGAAGUCUCUCAGAUGGGGUGUUGUUUUUCAGCUCCUUAAAGCUAUAGAUUUUUUUAACCAUAAUGCACAUAUUUAAGGGAGAAGUGUCUUUUUAUGAAAUCUGCAAUGUAUAUUUACGUGUGUGAUAAGGACACUGAAGAUAUUGUGAAAUCUCAGGUAUUUUGCUUUAAGAUAACUCCUUUGGGAAAUAGAAAAACGUUCUGUUUGAUUGGUAUACAGAUUUGUAUAUAGUGUCAUUUUUGUACUGAAACCCUUUAAACCUGUAUAAGGCGUCAGUGUGUACAAAAUGGCCAAAUCUUCUGUAGAUAAUGUUAGUGAGGUAAAUAUUUGACAGGCCAUAACUGAGUAUUGCGUUGCCUUUAUUACAUGUAAAAUUUCAAUUAUGUGACAAGUGAUUUUGGUUUGAUUUUGUAUUUGAAGGGUUCGCCAUGGAAAGAUAGUAAAUGCCCUAUUAUGGAAACCUCCUAUUUGUACCUCAGCGUAUCCAAAUUUCCUCAUUUGUCCUACAUCCCUCUCUUUUUUUACACUCUGAAGCUGGCUUUCCGAUUAUGGUACUACUUUUGGUUUAUUUAAAUUUAACACAUCUUGUCUCCUAUAAAGCUUUAAAUUGUUUAUUUUUUCCUUACAGAAUUUUUUCAUGUUUACAUUUCAGUUUUAAAUUGUGCCCACGCAGAUUCUGAAUCAUAUGUAUUGUCCAGGUUUAGUAAUAUAUAUUUGUUGAAGCUUAUAGUGAAAUCUAAAUAUCUUUUACAUCUAAACAUAUCUGAAUGCUUACAUAAAUAAAUUUUAUAACCUACAUAUAUUUUGAAAUCUUGAAAUAUCUUACAGCCUUGGCUUUCAGAGAGUGGAAAAUGUGUCAGAUGGCUGCUGUUUGUAAUUAUAAAAUGAAAUUGUCUUGGGGAGUAAAAGAAAAAAAUUGAAUUUAUCAAUAUAUAGAAAGGCCCAAUCCUGCAGUCCUAAGUCUAUGCAUCUCCUAUUGAAACUGAUGGGAGUUACUGACAUCAGUAUUACAGGAUUGGGCCCAAAAUACUGCAUGCAGUAUCCCAUACUCUCUAUAACAAAAAAGUACAUGAAUUUUGAUCAGCUGAAAUGAAAAUCUCCAGCACUGCUGUGGUCACUUCUGAAUAACUUUUUAAAGUUAUUUAUUUUCAGUGUUGCAUCCGAUGAAGUGAGCUGUAGCUCACGAAAGCUUAUGCUCAAAUAAAUGUUAGUCUCUAAGGUGCCACAAGUCCUCCUUUUCUUUUUGUGAAUACAGACUAACACGGCUGCUCUUCUGAAAUCAUUCUCCUUGGAAAUGGUAGUUGUACGUAUUUUGUGAAGUGACAGCUCUUCAUCGUAUUUACUAUACAGUUUAGUAUAGUUUGCUUUACCAAGGGCAGAAAUAAGUAAUUUGUUUCCUUGGUAGGCAGGAGAGGGAGGAUUUUGUCUUGUUUCAGUCCACAAAUUGAUAAUUACACAUCAGGUAUGUAUUUUUGAUGCGAUGUAAUCGCCAGUUCUCUAGUUAUCUGUUCUCACAUUAUUUUAGAACUAGAAAACAAAUGACUCUUGGCAGUGAAUGAAAUAAAUGAAUAACUUAGAUACACUAUACCUGCCAGCCUAUAGCAUAAUUUUGCCAGGGAAAGUCUGAUGCUCUCUAAGAUAAAUUGUUAAAUGAUGUGGUUCCUAUUUAAAGAAGUAAAGUGCAGUUUUUCAACGCUCUCAGCUUAAUUAUCAUUUUAAUGAUUAUGUACUAUUUUGUGUGCUCUUAAAGCUAUUAAGACAUAGUUUAAUGCACUGGAAAUGUGCAUUUGAAUCUUGAUGCAGUGAAAUGAGGAAUUUACCCUUUUCAACACAGAAAUCCACAGAGAGUCAGUUCUACCAUUUGAGAUUAUGUAGUGGUAGUGUUGUGGGUGGCAUAUAGAAAUCAUCUGAAAUAAACUGAAGUUUAAAUGGAACCACUGACACCUUCCCAGUGUCAUCUAUUACUAUAAGAAUGACUUAAAAUUGAAAUGAGCUAGUUGGGAAAGAAUACACUUUUAAAAUUUAGUAGGCAAGUCAGAUUUACAAGACAAUAUGGGGUUUAACUUUGAAAUUUCUGAAGCAGAAGUUAGUCAGAAAAUUGUCUGGUGUUCGGAAGGUGUAAUCACUGACCUGUCUUUUUAUUUUGUUACGAAAAACUACCCAAUUUGAGACUUACUGAGGAUGAUUGUAACAGAUGAUGGUUGGUGAAGGCAACCUUUGAUUAAAUAACUAAACAGAGACACAGAAGGCCAAUUUGCCAAAAGCAUAAGAUUUAAAAGAAAAAAAUUGUUAAUUUAUGGUUUAGAUAUGAGUAUUUUUAUAUAUAAUAUAAAAUAUAUAUGUAAAUGCAGAUGAAUCUUCAGAUACCAUGAUUCACUGCAAAGAUCAACAUUUUGUCUUGAAUAUAAAAUGACAAUCAUUUGCUAGAGAAAAAUGUUAGUUUCAGAAAUAAAUCUGUACCAGUAAUAGAAAACUUUUUUUCAUUUGAGGCCAGUAUGUCUCUGACAUAAGUAUGGGGUAAGCAGUGUCUGAGGCAAGAUACUUAAGAAAAUUUUAAUAUUAUUUUGAGAAAAUGUCUUUUGAUAAGAACUUGACAUUAUAAUAUUGCACUUAACCUAAGUUUUUCUGGUGCCGGUAAUGGAGCUAUUUCAACAUUUCUCUUGAGUGGACUCUUCACUUGUAAGAGGUUGCGAGACUUUGGCACUAAAUAAACCGUUAAAAAAAAAGUUAACCAGAAAAAUUCUUUUAAAAUGGAAAGGUGGGUUUUUUAGUUAACCUUAAUUUCCCUUGCAGUUGCACUACCAUAGUUGAUAAACACUGUUUAGUAGAGCCUGGUGGCAUUACUAACAAUUCAUUGCACCAUGCCUCUGGUAAAAUGAUGACAGUUCUUCUGUUUCUCACAAUGUAAUCAAGUGCCAUUGCCUCUUGAAAGCUCCAACAGUUUGUAAAUGGUCCUUGAGUUAUACUUGUGAAGUGUCUGGAUCAGUUCUUGAUCUUUUAUAUAGCACUUUUUGUGUGUGUGUGUGUGUGUGUGUGUGUGAACACAUAGUACUGAUGUCAGUUUGUAACAGUUUUAUAUUUCCUUUCUUAAAGAAACAUAGCUAAUGUAUUUCAGCUACCAAUACGGCAAUAAAGUGGGAGAUCAUCAGAAAGUGUUCAUAUGCAUAGGUAUAAUGCAAGGGUCAAUAAAGAUCACAGAAAUUAAAUUA